GGUAUUGUGAAUCAUCCUAGUAUAAAAUCAAUGGUAGCGAAGUUGGCAUUCUCUAUCAAUGCUUAUGCAGAGACACGUGGCCAGUAUAACAUCAUCUAAAAUGUGUUCCCGCAACCUAGCGUUUUCGUUGGCACUUAUAAUCGCACUGGUACCCCUGGCAGCCGUAGCGUUACCUCAUCACAGUGUCGCCAAGCGCAGUUCGUUUUUCGACAUAGAGUGUAAGGGACAGUUCAACAAAGCGAUCUUCUACCGGCUGGAUCGGAUAUGCGAAGACUGCUAUUCGUUGUUCCGCGAACCACAGAUUCUGUCCUUCUGCAAAGAGGAAUGCUUCGGGACGGACUACUUUCUGGCCUGUGUGGAAGCGCUGGUUUUGGAUGAGGAGACGGAAAAAUUCAUGAAGUGGCGCGAAAUGUUGGGGAAGAAGUAAUUCUAUCGAUUUGAUCUUCAACUGCAGCUGUAUUCUUAUUUAAUGGACAAAUAUUGAUUUUUUUUUAACGCACAAAGGGACAGUGAGUGUAGGCAAUUUGUUUGGUAAGAUUUGCUUUUUUCUACUGAAACUUUUUGCUUAUUGCAUGCAAAGACAGGAAAAUUCAUAGCAGUUUAUAGAUAGAUUGAAAGCAAACUUAUACAGCAGCGACUGAACAGGAAGGACAGGGAGAAAGCCGACGUGUACAUAAUUAACUGAUAAAUAAAUAUUUAUUUAUAAAUAAUGUUUAACAACGAACAAUACUAACUUAGAGAGAAGCUGAGAAAGUUGGCAGAAUGAAAAAUGUCUAGACAUUGUUAGGGAAUGUAGUAAUUGUUGGUUCUAUUGCAGAAUUGUUACUAGUAACACAAUUACACAAACGAAUUCAGUCCUAGUUCUUCAUGAAAUUCAAGGCAAAUGUGUACCGACCGGAAGUGUUUCUAGUUGGGGGAACGUAACGAGGCCACAUCCGGCUUCUCGGUACAUUCCCCUAACCGAAAGAAGGAGAUUAGAUAUGUAUAAAAUCGAACUGUGUUUCAGAGAGAAAGAGAGAGCGAGCGAAAGAGCGAGCAUUGUUCAUUUUGUUCAGACAAAUCAUAUCUUCAAUGACAUGCAAAAACUCUAGAGUAUCUUGAAAAUAUCUUAUGCUUAUGUAUUUAUAUUUUCAAAAAAUAUAUUUCUUUAAAAUCUAGUCCAGAAAGCGCACAUUUACGUUUAGUUAUUUAUGAUGAAGGAAAACAUUACAUCAACUCGAACGAUCAAUGUUAAGUAAGAAGUAGAUUCUGUAUUUUUCACCUUUGUUAGUAGCCUUAUUUGUUAUGGCUUGAAAAGUAUGAUGAAAUCAUUUUCAUUAACACUUUCCAUCGCUUUUUGUUUCUUGGCUCAUUGUCGGGUUUCGAUAGUGCUGAUAAUCUGUACCUUUUUCAUCUGUUUCCUAACUACACUCAUUACCAAGUUGGCUUCUUCUCACUAUAUAAGAAGAACAACCGGGCGCUACAGGAAAGCAAACACGCAAAUCUAAAUUACCAAACCUUACGUACCCGAAACGUGCGCUGAACUUUUCUCGUAAUGUAUAAAAUAUGUCAAGGAAAGUGUAAAUUAUUAACAUUCCUCAUAAGACAGUAUUUUCUCUCUCAAAAAUAGUCUAAUCAAGUAAUAGAAAACGACAAACACAUAUAUUUCAUUUCUCUACCGCAAAACGCAAGCUUUGGGGUGCAGAUUUGAUCAAAAUAGCUAGGAACCAUAUAACGGAGCAAUGACUUCCUAUAAAAGCAACGUCAAUCUGAGCAUCGUUUCAAUUCAUCACUUUGUCAGGCUCAAAAACUCAUCAAUAAUAACUAAUAGCGAGAGUGCGAUCAAGGACUGUCACUAUUUUCCGCUUUGUUUUAAACAUCAUGUCAUUAUCAUUGUUAUCAGAGACGACUCGUUUUAAGUUUCUCGCACAAUCUUUUCACUAACUGUAACUUAACUUAUUUCACUUCGAAUAAUUUAUCUUUAAACUAUCGAACGAAGCAGCGUACAAGAAAGCUAAACAAGCUAAAAAACCGAAAUCAAUGGAACAGUCGAGUUAUAGUAGUAGUUUUGAAAACAUCUGAAACACAAAACACACACACACAUACACCAGUUGAUAGUUUUUAACGUUAAGGAUUAUUUGUAACAUUCGUUGAUUGCCAUUUUUUUUAAACAAACUAUUCUAAUUUUUUGUACAUGACUAAAACUUCAAAACUAACCAGAGCGAAUUAUAAGUUGCCCUAUUUAUAAUUCUUGUUGCUGGGAGGAAUGCUGUUCUCGAGAGAAAAGCUAUGCAGAAGAAAACAAAAUAAAACAAAAAUCUGAAAAAAUGAACCCUUUUUGUGAACAAUGAUGAACAAACAAAACUGAUAUUAUUCAUAUAUUUAAACGAAAAUACGGGGAAACAAUAAAAAGAAAUAUCAAUGAGCAUAACAGAA
Molecule: messenger RNA, 2415 nt
Organism: Ochlerotatus camptorhynchus
Lineage: Eukaryota; Metazoa; Arthropoda; Insecta; Diptera; Culicidae
Gene: ITP
Product: ion transport peptide
Exons: 3
Coding region: 59-427 (122 amino acids)
Biological process (GO): circadian rhythm
Cellular component (GO): extracellular region
Molecular function (GO): neuropeptide hormone activity
Source: RefSeq, a predicted model, not a curated record